Danio rerio (zebrafish) is the source of this 1802-nucleotide messenger RNA. NCBI's taxonomy places the organism in Eukaryota, Metazoa, Chordata, Actinopteri, Cypriniformes, Danionidae. The record is from RefSeq and is a predicted model, not a curated record.
ACUGAGUUUGUCCUUCCUCUUCUCACUCGGCAACAGCUGCUGCCCUGUUAGCAGCCAGCUACCACCACAACAACCACAUCGGACAGCCUUAGCAAAAACUUUAUUUUUUAAAUAUUUAUCUUCACAGUAGCGUUUUUUACAUGGACUACACGUUUAUUACGACAAAGCGAGCUGUAUUCAUAAGCGUUUUGGCACGACAGAGAGAGGCUACGGCAGGCUAAUCUGUCUAGCUUUGCUAACAGGCUUUAGAUCAGAACGUUUGAAACAUUGCUGUAUUCAUAAACACAGACAUGGAGUUCAAUGUUAGACGACUAGCAGCGGACGCGGGCACUUUCCUCAGUCGUGCUGUGCAGUUCACAGAGGAGAAAUUCGGGCAGGCAGAGAAGACUGAGCUGGAUGCCCAUCUGGAGAUGCUGCUGAGUCGGGCAGAAUCCACCAAACACUGGACAGAGAAGAUCAUGAAGCAGACAGAAGUUGUGCUACAGCCAAAUCCUAAUGUCCGGGUGGAGGAGUUCCUUUACGAAAUACUGGACAAAAAAGUCCCAACACGUGCCAACAAUCACGAGAUGCUGGGGCAGUGCAUGAUUGAUUCGGGCCACGAGUUUGGACCUGGAACAGCAUAUGGUAGUGCUCUUAUUAAAUGCGGGGAGACGGAAAAGCUGUUAGGCAGUGCAGAGAAAGAGUUCAUUCACAGCUCUGCCAUCAACUUCCUCACUCCUUUUAGGAACUUCAUUGAGGGAGAUUUUAAAACCAUAUUGAAAGAACGGAAACUGCUUCAGAAUAAGCGUCUAGAUUUGGAUGCAGCUAAAAACAGAAUGAAGAAGGCUAGAGUGGCUGAUGCUCGCUCUGCAGAGCUGAACUGCAGUCCUCCGCUGGGAGAGGAGUAUGUGGCUCACUUUUCUUACAUGCUCAGCUUCUUGCAUGUCAGGUGGCUAAAGCUGUGGACUGAGGAGGUGAAGCAGGCAGAGACGGAACUAAGGAUAGCACAGAGUGAGUUUGACCGGCAGGCCGAGAUCACCAGGCUUUUGCUGGAGGGCAUCAGCAGCACUCAUGCCCAUCACUUGCGGUGUCUGAAUGAUUUUGUGGACGCUCAGGCUGCGUAUUACGCCCAGUGUUACCAGUAUACAGUCAAUCUGCAGAAACAGCUGGGCAGUCAAACUGCAAUUUUUCCAUCCACGUUCUCUAACAACAAUCAGCCGUCUGGCAGCUCGUCCGCCAGUGUGUGCGUACCCACAGCACCACCAGCUGCGUCUCUGCCCGCUCCUCCACCCAGCCAGGCUUCACCUGCUCUCAAUGAGCUGCGCAGCUCCUCCGGCACCCGAAAGGCCCGUGUGCUGUAUGACUAUGACGCCGCCAGCAGCACGGAGCUCUCUCUACUGGCAGACGAGGUGAUCACGGUGAGCAGUGUGCCGGGGAUGGACUCUGAUUGGCUGAUGGGGCAAAGAGGAAAUCAGAAAGGCAAAGUGCCAAUUACCUACUUGGAGCUGCUCAACUGAAAUCAGCAAAACCUGUGAAAACAAAUUGACACUGCAGGUGUGUGUUUGACUAGAAUAACACUCCAUGAUGUGAUCAGAGAAAGAUUUUAAUGUAGCGCAGAGCAAUAUAUCAGUCUUCUACACUGCCAUGUGAACGUCCUCUCCUGCCAUUCAGGAGGCGUCACAGUAGCCUUACAGCAAAGAAAAACUCCACCAUCGCCAACUAUUCAGCAGAUUUAUGUGCCAAUGGAUUUAUUUUUUACUGCUAAACUAAUUGAUUUUGCUAUAAUGUGGUUUGAUGCUUUAUUAAAUAUUAUAUGAACACAU